Molecule: messenger RNA, 2313 nt
Organism: Cyanidioschyzon merolae strain 10D
Lineage: Eukaryota; Rhodophyta; Bangiophyceae; Cyanidiales; Cyanidiaceae
Exons: 1
Coding region: 1-2313 (770 amino acids)
Source: RefSeq, a predicted model, not a curated record
AUGAGGGCAGACACGGUCGCAUUCCUCGUUUGGAGCGGACUUGGUCCAAACUCGAGGCAGCCGCGUGCGUCGUCGUCGAGGUCACUGCUACGUCUGCAAGCAGGUGCCGCUAGCCACGAAAACGAGCCGCCUGUUGGUAGUCGCGAGCAGAAGCAGUCGGCUUCUUUGAAGUACGAGGCUGCAAAAGAGUUACCAGCGGGCGCGAAUGAAAACGCGUCCCCGCCCGCGAACCAUAAAAUCACGCCGACGAACGGGGUAUCGCCGAGAAUCUCUCUACAAGAGCUCACGGGGCGUACUGGUAGGCUACUGCGAUCCCAACGUAACGGGAGCGCCGGCGGAGCACCAGCGGCUUGCUGGGACCAGGGCGCCGCCAAGGUGCCGAGUGCACCAGCAGCAGCGGCGUGGCUCGCAAAGCGUCGCGCCAUCUUACAGGAACCUGUCUCGGUUUCCGCGCUGGUCGAAGAUGUCAUCCCGGGGGGAGUCAGGCACAACGGCACGAAUCAGGUCCGAAACCAUGCUAUGGACGAGAACGCGGCCUCUCGAGCCAACUGCAGCCAGCAUGAAGCCCCGACCGCUGCCGCAGCGUAUCGCGAGUCGCUUAGCGGGAGUGUCGUUGUCCAGAACUCACCGUUCCGCGAAGUAGUGGUCAUCUUUGGAAAGCGUCUCGUGCGUGACCAGAUAACCUACGAAUACGCUGUGCGUAUUCUAACGCUCGUCCGGCACAUGGUUACAGGACGUAUCAAACCUUCAGCAGUAUGCUUUACCGGCGGCCGGGAUCAUCCCGAUAGUUUGGUCAGCGAAGCCGUUGCCGGAUACCUGUUCUUUCGCCAUGUGUGCGAAGAAUUUAGCAUCAGCCUCGAUUCAGUAGCGAUUAUCCUAGAGGAACAGCAUCUGAACGCGCGAGAUUGCAUGUCGUCGAUACUUACCCAACUCGGGGAGCAACUCGUAGGCUCCCAUUUUACCUUUGUGAGCAGCGACUACCACUUGAUACGUAUUCGAGAGGUAGAGGCGGCAGCUCCGAACUUGUCGCUUUUGGCACCACUGCGCAAACUGCGCGGCACCGUGUCGUAUGCAUACACGACGUACCCGUUCGCGCUCUCGAAGAACGCAGCAGUAGCACUUGCUGGUCGGGCAAUCGUCAUCGCCGCUGAGCUGGGUAUCAUGAUCGUGGCACUGCGCUCGUACAUCGAGGAACGCGGCCUCUUCCAACGCGAUGUAUUCCGCCGCUUCCAGGAGGCCACCAUCGAACUGGGAAAUCUGUGCGAGAAAUGCAGUGCAGCCCUGCAGGUACAGAUCCCAACAGCGUCAUCGACGACGGAUGAUAUUGUAUUCACUCAAGAUAUCCGCCUGGUAGGAGAGGUGAUCGAAAGUGCUUACUUUGAAUUGCGCCAGGUUAUCCGUGUGCUGGAGCAGUGGGUUUUGGAGAAAAGUCCGCUAAGCCGCAUGGAGCUACAGAAUAUUUUGCAACAGAUCACAAUAGUUGAGCAGAGAAUUAGGAGCUCCCUCGAUCCAGACCGGCCGCUAACGGCAAUGGAAUGGAAUCACCUGCCUCUGGUGUUCCUAGCACCAGUCCUUGGACCAGGAUUCGAGCAACACAGUUUAUCAGGGGAUCCUGGAACGCAACCUUGGAUUCCUACAUCACCAGCAGGAGCAACCCCAGCACCAACGACGGCGACGGUGACAAGCUCAGUGCAUGGAUCCACCAUUGCACCCGCAACGGCAGCGUACGCGACAUCACGAACCGAAUCGGCGCUCUCGUCUGCACCAGCCGCCAAUCGAAACGCAACGACAACGGACUCGUCAUGGGAAUCCUCGUCGUUCGUAUCGCCUUCGUCGUCGAUGACGACGUCCGCGGCGGUGGCAGCGGAACAUGCAGCAGCAGCAGCAGCGUGGCAUCUUCGGAAACCGUCCGCGUCGCCCCUGAACGGUGCUGGUGCUCGACUGCGCCACUUUGCGUCGAUCGUCGCUGAAGCUUCGCAAGCCAUCUUUCACGAAGUGCUUCGACCUGAAAACCACGAGGAAAAGGCACGACGUAUUUCCGAGGAAAAUCGACGACGGCGACGACAGGCUGCCGCUGAGUCGGGUCCCGGUCUGUCACCCGCGAAACUGCGUGCGCACCGCGAGUCCCACGCUGCAUCCGGCACUGCGAAUAGACGAAGUGCUCGUACGACUGCUGCAUCAAGGCCUGCGAACGGGCACGUACCCAACGGAACCAGCGCAUACCAUGAGCCUAAGCCGCCUGCUUCCGGUCGGGAAACGGACGCAGACACAACAACGUCGGACCGUUUCACGGACAAGCGCACGGCAACCUAG